AUGCCAUCUGGCUCUUGUCUCUGUAAAGCACUCCAGUACGAAUAUAGCGGCGAACCUGUCUCCAAGGCAGUCUGCCACUGUCUCACCUGCCGGAAAUUCAGCAGUGCAAGCUCCGUCAAUCUUCUAGUCCCUCAGGAUCACUUCCACCUUGUGAAAGGGACUCCAAAGGGAUACCAUCAAACCCAUGAGAGCGGCAUGCACAUGACCCUCCACUUUUGUGGAAACUGUGGCUCUCUGCUGUACAAGACGGCCGAUCGGAAGGAGUUUGAGGGUGGUGUGAUUGUUCUAGCUGGGACGCUGGAUGAUCCUCGCGCUCUUGAUGAUGCCAAACCCGAGGCGGAAUUCUUUGUCAAGCAUCGAGCUUCGUGGUGGCCGGCUCUGGCUGAUGCGAAGCAGUUGCAGGAGUUUGACUGA
Messenger RNA from Aspergillus pseudoviridinutans, 414 nucleotides. Its product is annotated as GFA family protein. NCBI's taxonomy places the organism in Eukaryota, Fungi, Ascomycota, Eurotiomycetes, Eurotiales, Aspergillaceae. The transcript is spliced from 2 exons. Gene Ontology annotation, molecular function: carbon-sulfur lyase activity. The coding region runs from base 1 to 414 and encodes 137 amino acids. The record is from RefSeq and is a predicted model, not a curated record.